AUGGCCGCUCCCGUUCCCGCUGGCGCUGUUGAUCAGCUCGCUGCUGACCUCGGCAACACCAACCUCAACGGCUCUGACAAGGCCCCUGGCAACAUCAACACGUCUGUAGCUCCCAGCGAGUUCACUGGUGACGAGUCUGGUCCCACUCCCAGCUCUGCUGCCCCGAACCAUGCCUCGUCUGCCUCCCUCUACGUUGGCGAGCUUGAGUCCUCCGUCACCGAGGCCAUGCUCUUCGAGCUGUUCUCCCAGAUUGGCCCCGUCGCCUCGAUCCGUGUCUGCCGUGAUGCCGUCACCCGUCGUUCUCUUGGAUAUGCCUACGUCAACUACAAUACCACCAGCGACGGCGAGAAGGCUCUUGAGGAGCUCAACUACACCAUCAUCAAGGGCCAUCCCUGCCGUAUCAUGUGGUCUCAGCGUGACCCCGCCCUGCGCAAGACCGGUGCUGGCAAUGUGUUCAUCAAGAACCUCGACGUCGCCAUCGACAACAAGGCUCUUCACGACACCUUCGCCGCCUUCGGCAACAUCCUCAGCUGCAAGGUCGCCCAGGACGAGAACGGCAACUCGAAGGGCUACGGCUUCGUCCACUACGAGACCGAUGAGGCUGCAUCGCAGGCCAUCAAGCACGUAAACGGUAUGCUUCUGAACGAGAAGAAGGUCUAUGUCGGCCACCACAUCCCGAAGAAGGACCGUCAGAGCAAGUUCGAGGAGAUGAAGGCCAACUUCACCAAUGUCUACGUGAAGAACAUCAACCCUGAUACUUCUGAUGAGGAGUUCCGUGAGCUGUUCGUCAAGUAUGGCGACAUCACUUCCGCCUCUCUGGCUCGCGACCAGGAGAGCGGCAAGAACCGUGGCUUUGGUUUCGUCAACUUCAUCUCUCACGAGGCUGCUGCCAAGGCUGUUGAGGAGCUCAACGGCAACGACUUCAAGGGUCAGGAUCUCUACGUUGGUCGUGCUCAGAAGAAGCAUGAGCGCGAGGAGGAGCUGCGCAGGUCUUACGAGGCCGCCCGCCAGGAGAAGGCCAACAAGUACCAGGGCGUCAACCUGUACGUGAAGAACCUGUCGGACGAUGUCGACGACGAGAAGCUGCGCACCAUGUUCGCCGAGUACGGCCCCAUCACAUCCGCCAAGGUGAUGCGUGACACCUUUGUCGAGGGUGAAGAGUCUGAGGAGAAGGACAAGGAGAACACGAAGGAGGUCGAGGAGCCUUCGGGCUCUGGUGAGGAGAGUGGUGAUCAGAAGACCGAGAAGAAGGGUGAGAAGAAGUUCGGCAAGAGCAAGGGCUUCGGCUUCGUCUGCUUCAGCAACCCAGAUGAUGCCACCAAGGCUGUUGCCGACAUGAACCAGCGCAUGAUCAACGGCAAGCCUCUCUACGUCGCCCUCGCGCAGCGGAAGGAUGUCCGGAAGUCACAGCUUGAGGCUAGCAUCCAGGCCCGGAAUCAGCUCCGCAUGCAGCAGGCUGCCGCUGGCAUGCCCGGCGUGCCUGGUCAGUUCAUGCAACCUCCCGUCUUCUAUGGCCAGCAGCCUGGAUUCCCCGGCGCUGGUGGUCGCGGUGGCAUGCCUUACCUCGGUGGCGGCAUGCCCAUGCCUGGCGGGCAGGCAGGCCGCCAGGGUCAGUUCCCCAACGCCUACCCAGCCCAGGCUGGCGGCCGCGGUGGCAUGCCACCUCAGAUGCCGCCCAACAUGUACAUGCCUGGACAGUUCCCACCAAACGCUUAUAGCCAGCCCAACAACCCUCAGUUCAUCGCCGCUCUGCAGCAGGUCCAGCACCAAGCUGCAGCCAUUGCUGGUGGCCGUGGCCAACCUGGCCGUGGCCCUGUGCAGGGCAUGGCAGGUAUCCCUGGAGGAAACAUGUCAGGCGGUAUGCCUGGUCGUGGCAACAUGGGCAACCGUUUCCCUGGAGGUCCUGGAGGACGAGGUGGCCCAUCUCCUCAGAUGGGUGCUCCAUCAGACUUGAGUGCUAGUGCCCUGCUCCAGAACCAGUUGGCCGGUGCCCCACCACCAGCCCAGAAGCAGCUGCUUGGCGAGGCUAUCUUCCCCAAGAUUCAAGCGUUGCAGCCUGAACUGGCGGGUAAGAUCACUGGUAUGCUCUUGGAGAUGGACAACCAAGAGCUCGUCAACCUCAUCGACGACGACAAUGCUCUGCGCGCCAAGGUGGACGAGGCCAUGACCGUCUACGACGAGUACGUUAAGAACCAGGGUGGC
This is a messenger RNA of Cryphonectria parasitica EP155, 2202 nucleotides long. RefSeq names its product polyadenylate binding protein. Gene Ontology annotation, molecular function: RNA binding. The annotation marks the transcript as partial. Lineage: Eukaryota; Fungi; Ascomycota; Sordariomycetes; Diaporthales; Cryphonectriaceae. The transcript is spliced from 3 exons. Gene Ontology annotation, cellular component: ribonucleoprotein complex. The record is from RefSeq and is a predicted model, not a curated record.